Perognathus longimembris pacificus (Pacific pocket mouse) is the source of this 1372-nucleotide messenger RNA. It is a transcript of the gene Tp53tg5, whose product is annotated as TP53 target 5. Lineage: Eukaryota; Metazoa; Chordata; Mammalia; Rodentia; Heteromyidae. The record is from RefSeq and is a predicted model, not a curated record. The transcript has 6 exons. The coding region runs from base 1 to 846 and encodes 281 amino acids.
AUGGUUUCUCCAGUUCUGCCUCCAAACCAAGAUGAUAAAACUCCCAGGCUGAGCUUGAUCCAAGAAAACAAAAAACUGCAGGACAAGACAAAGCAAACUGCCAGCAAACGAAUCGAACGAGACCGACUUAAAAUGGUAAUAAGAAACUUGUCGUUAUUGAAGCUACUCAAGAGCUCAAACAGUCGGAUCCAAGAGCUGCAUAGCUUGGCUAGAAAGUGCUGGAAUUCAAUAAUCAGAGUUCCCAAGAUCCUCCAAAUCUCCUCUGGGGACAACAAUGUCUGCAAGAAAGUGAAAGAAAAGAGUGAAGAACUCCAGAAGGCUGGGUCCCUGAAAAAGCAACUGGAGUCCAUAGGGGAACCUACGGAGCCAAGGUCCAAGGAUUGGAAGCCCAAGCUGGAGUCAAAGCUGGAGAACAAGGCAAAAGAGCCACACGUGAUGGUGCCAAGAGAACAGAAGUGUCCCAAGGGUCCAAGGACAUCAAGUGGUGUUGGCCUGAGAACCAGAGCCCAGGGGAGGCAGCUCCGCUCCAAGGGUCCCCAAAUCCUCUUCUUGAAGGUCUAUCAUCACAGAACUCCCAUGGGAGACAAGAAGCAGCCGGGUGUAGAUGACCAGUGGGUCUGGUUUGAUGGGCUGCCCACCCGCGUCCGCGUCCCAGGGCCCCGGGUCAUGUGCAGACCCUCUGCCUUACGCUCAGCUAAGCGCUGCUGCACCCGUUUCUGCUCCGCAUCCCUUGAGAUGCCUAUGCGCCGGCAAUACAAGGUGGGUGUGAGAACACCGCCGCCCCCAACUGGGCCCGAGACUCAGCCUUCAGGCCCAGAGAGGGGAAGCCAUUCACAGCAAGGUUAAUAGCUGGGCUGGAGUCUCUCAGGAAAACAAUAGGGGUUCUGAGAAAGAAAGGAGGCCGCAAGUGUGAUUCUGACCUGGAUCGUCUGCAGGGUGAGGAGCUACUGUGGCUCUGAAUUCCAGUCAGAGGUUUAAGCAAACCGAUUUAGGGAGUUCCAAAAUGUGGGAGGAAACAGCCAGAUCAAAUAACUCGUGUUUAAGGAGGAGAGGGAGGAGAAGGUUGGGAGGGCCUGUCCCUUACUUCCUCAUGCGCCCUGAUUAUCAGGGGAGCAGGGGAAGACUUCGGCCCCUCCUGGGAAGAACUGAGGUCCCAGGAGAGGAAAGCGUUCUUGCCUCCUGAGUUGACAUGGAGGUCCCCAGGCCCUCGCCGCGACAGCGCCCUCUGGGGGCGAUCCCUGCGGUAACACCGAGAGGUCUCUCCGCAGGUGGUGUGAGCGGGGAAGGAAAACUUGGGAAAAGGAUAGAAAUCUACAAUCAGCCGAACGCCAGGGAUGCGCGGGAAAAUUCAACAAAUAAAGUCUCCCCCCAC